This is a messenger RNA of Staurois parvus, 325 nucleotides long. The record is from the annotation of a GenBank genome assembly. Lineage: Eukaryota; Metazoa; Chordata; Amphibia; Anura; Ranidae.
AUGUCAGAACAGUACAGAUAUCCCCCAAAUGUCAGAACAGUACAGAUAUCCCCCAAAUGUCAGAACAGUACAGAUAUCCCCCAAAUGUCAGGACAGUACAGAUAUCCCCCAAAUGUCAGAACAAUACAGAUAUCCCCCAAAUGUCAGAACAGUACAGAUAUCCCCCAAAUGUCAGGAACAGGACAGAUAUCCCCCAAAUGUCAGAACAGUACAGAUAUCCUCCAAAUGUCGAGAGAUCAGGAAGACCUUCAAUGAGCUCAUCCUCAGAAAAUGCCCUCUUCCUGAAGAUGCUGAUCCAGCUCAAAGGUCACCAUUUUCACACAGA